Cynara cardunculus var. scolymus (artichoke) is the source of this 1038-nucleotide messenger RNA. RefSeq lists its product as uncharacterized. The transcript has a single exon. The record is from RefSeq and is a predicted model, not a curated record. The coding region runs from base 1 to 1038 and encodes 345 amino acids. Lineage: Eukaryota; Viridiplantae; Streptophyta; Magnoliopsida; Asterales; Asteraceae. Gene Ontology annotation, molecular function: zinc ion binding; nucleic acid binding.
AUGACCCAACAACAAGAGUUCUUUUUAAAGAUAUUGGAGGAUAGAGAUGCCAACAAUCGCAAACAUGAAGCGGUUGCCGAGAAUAUAACCAAUGUGGGAUCUGGGGGUACCGAAAAUGGAAUCCCAACUCAAGAGCUGGAAACGAUUGAUGCAAGACAAGUGGGAAGAGUUUUCUCCUACAAGACGUUUCUAAGCUGCAAACCACCGGAGUUUGUGGGUGCAGAUGAUCCCGUGGCAUGCAUGAACUGGCUUCGAGAGAUUGAGCAGGCCUUCCGGGCUUGUGACUGUGAUGAAGGACAAAAGGCGAAAUUUGGCUCUCAAAUGCUAAGGGGUGCGGCCCUUACCUGGUGGAACAUUGUCAUAUCAACCAUAGAGGCCCAAGAACUAGCCAAGAUGAGUUGGGCCACAUUCAAGGAGAAAGUAUUGGAGGAAUAUUGCAAUGAACAAGAGAUGGACCACAUCGAAGAAGAGUUCCGAACCCUAAAGAAGGGAAACUUGUCUGUGAGGGACUACACACGACUCUUAAUGGAAAAACUAAAUUUGGUGGGGCAUGUGGCCCCAACGGAGAAAGAAAAGAUGAAGGCUUAUUUAAAAGGGUUGCCCGCAGACAUGAUGGUAAUGGUCAGGAAUUCCAGAGCCUCCACCCUUAGGGAGGCAAUCAAAGAGGCAAAAGUCAUGGAAACGGUUUAUGCUAAAGGAAGAGAAGAGAAAUCGACAAGUGGCGAGAAAAGGAAGUGGGAAGGUCAUUACGCACCUUCCAAGAGACCAAGUCACCUCAACAACAACCGGGGAGUUUAUCCUAAACAAGAGGCUAGAUGGUGCUCCAAAUGUCGUACUAAGCACCACGGCCCGUGCACCACCAACCCUACUCCUGCAAAAUGUUUUAAAUGCGGGAAGCCAGACCACACGCGAAAUGAGUGCCCUAUCAAAGGACCCAUCUGUUUUGGAUGCGGAGAGCCGGGUCAUUUCAGGAAUGACUGUCCGAAGAUGAAGGAUGGAGGGGUCAGGGGAGAAAAGAAAAUACCCCAAAAUCAGUAG